CAAUAGCUGUGUCUGGCUGUGUUGUUUUUCCUGGCUGCUUGUCUGUGGCACAGGAGGAACGCUAGCUAGCAUUCUGUUAAAAUUCGGCUAACGUACGCCUGUGAUUAUCUGAUCGAAGUAAUGAAUUUAUUACCGUCAAAUGCACACGGGAACGGACUUUUGUACGCGGGAUUCAACCAGGAUCACGGAUGCUUUGCUUGCGGAAUGGAGAAUGGGUUUAGAGUGUACAACGCAGACCCACUCAAAGAGAAAGAAAAACAAGAGUUCAUGGAGGGCGGGGUCAGCCAUGUGGAGAUGCUGUUCAGGUGUAACUACCUAGCGCUGGUCGGAGGAGGGAAGAAGCCCAAAUAUCCACCUAACAAAGUGAUGAUCUGGGAUGACCUGAAGAAAAAGACGGUUAUAGAAAUUGAGUUCUCCACGGAGGUCAAAGCAGUGAAGCUUCGAAGGGACAGGAUCGUUGUGGUCCUGGACUCAAUGAUCAAAGUGUUCACGUUCACCCACAACCCUCAUCAGCUGCAUGUAUUUGAGACCUGCUAUAACCCCAAAGGUCUGUGUGUGCUGUGUCCCAACAGUAACAACUCUCUCCUGGCGUUCCCGGGCACCCACUCUGGGCAUGUGCAGAUCGUAGACCUGGCCAACACAGAGAAGCCUCCAGUGGACAUCCCCGCCCAUGAGGGGGCGCUGUGCUGCAUCGCCCUCAACCUGCAGGGAACCAGGAUAGCCACCGCCUCCGAGAAAGGAACCCUGAUCAGAAUAUUUGACACCAUGGCAGGUCACCUGAUUCAGGAGUUGAGGCGGGGGUCACAGACCGCUAACAUCUACUGCAUCAACUUCAACCAGGACGCGUCCCUCAUCUGUCUGUCUAGUGACCAUGGUACAGUCCACAUAUUCGCAGCAGAGGACCCCAAGAGGAACAAACAGUCCAGCUUAGCCUCGGCUAGUUUCCUUCCUAAGUACUUCAGCUCCAAGUGGAGUUUCUCCAAGUUCCAGGUUCCAUCAAAUUCGCCGUGUGUGUGUGCCUUUGGAACAGAACCCAACUCUGUCAUAGCCAUUUGUGCUGACGGCAGCUACUACAAGUUCCUGUUCAACCCAAAGGGGGAGUGUUCCCGAGACGUCUACGCCCAGUUCCUGGAGAUGACUGAUGAGAAGAUCUGAACUUUAACCCAGACUCCUCCUGCAGACAGACGUGUGUUUAUUUUCUGGAGCAGGAGGACAAGGGGGAUGGACAGAAGGAGGAGGUUAGGUGUCUCUGCUCACCCAGUGCUGAUAGACUCUCAAUGGAGAGAGGGAGACCGCCUUAGAAACGAGAAGACGGAUCGAGGGAGCGAUGAAUGAAGUCAAUGUCCUCUCUGACACAAACUACUUAGAGACCAUCCUUGAACAACUAGCAAAGGACAGACAGAUGGACAGACUGUCACCUGGACCUUGUUGUCCUGCUACUCUGAGAACCAAACAGGGAAAUUUAUUUUUGUUGCUUUUUAAAGAUGUCUUCCGUGGAAUUUACAAUGAUCGGUCGAUUAUUCUGGUUAUUUUUUUUAAAGGCGUAUUGCGUUAAUUCCAAUAGAUAGAUACAUAGAAAAAUAAAUAUUGUAAACUAACACCACCUAAUCUAACUAUAGGGAGUGCCUCUGAGCUGAAUCAAUAUUGGAGUGUGUAUAUACUCGCAUAUGUGCCUUCAGGAAGUAUUCGUAACCUUUGACCUAUUUCUCAUUUUGUUGUUACAGCCUGAAUUCUAAAUGGAUUAAAUAUAUAUAUAUAUAUAUAUUUUUUUUUACACACAAUACCUCAUAAUGACUAAGUGAAUACAUGUUUUUAGAAAUGUUUUGCAAAUAUAUAUAUAAAAUUAAAUGCAGACAUUUCUAAUUUACAUAAGUAUUCACACCCCUGAGUCAAUACUUUGUAGAAGCACCGUUUGGCAGUGAGUACAGCUGUGAGUCUGUCUGGUUUCUAAGAGCUUCCAACACCUGGAUUGUGCAACAUUUGCCCGUUAUUCGUUUUCAAAAUGUUUCAAGCUCUCAAAUUGGUUGUUGAUUGUUGCUAGACAUCCAUUUUCAGGUCUUGAAAUAGAUUUUCAAGUAGAUUUAAGUCAAAACACUAACUCAACCACUCAGUAACAUUCACUGUCUUCUUGGUAAGCAACUCCAGUGUAGAUUUGGCCAUGGUUUUAGGUUAUUGUCCUGCUGAAAGGUGAAUUCAUCUCCCAGUGUCUGCUGAAAAGCAGACUGAACCAGUUUUUCCUCUGGGAUUUUGCCUGUGCUUAGCUCUAUUCUGUUACUUUUUUAUCCUGAAAAACUCCCCAGUCCUUAACAAUUACAAUCAUAGCCAUAACAUGAUGCAGCCACCACUAUGCUUGAAAAUCUGGAGAGUGGUACUCAGUAAUGUGUUAUGUUUGGGGCAAAUCCAACACUUUGUAUUCAGGACAAAAAUUUAAUUGCAGAGCCUCACAUUUUGCAGGUAAUUAGUUUAGUGUCUUGUUACAAACAUAAUACAAAUUUUCCAAAACAUGCAUCAUCUACAGGCUUCCUUAUUUUCACUCUGUCAAUUAGGUUAGUAUUGUGGAGCAACUGCAAUGUGUUUGAUCCAUCCUCAGUGUUCCCCUAUCAUAGCCAUUAAACUCUGUAACUGUUUUAAGGUCACUAUUGGCCUCAUGGUGAAAUCCAUGAUUAGUUUCCUUUCUCUCUGGCAACUGAGUUAGUGCCUGGGUGUAUUGAUACACCAUCCAGAAUGUAAUGAAUAACUUCACCAUGCUCAAAGGAAUAUUCAAUGUCUACUUUUUUAAAUUUUUUUGACCCAUCUACCAAUAGGUGCGCUUCUUUACAAGUUAUUAGAAACCCCUGGUCUUUGUGGUUGAAUCUGUUUUUCACUGCUCGACCUUACAAUUAUCUGUAUGUGUGGGGUACAGAGAUGAGGUAGUCAUUUCAAAGUAAUGUUAAACACUUAUUGCACACAGAGCGAGUCCAUGCAACUUAAUAUGUGACAUAAUGAAGCACAUUUUUACUCCUGAAUGUAUUUAGCCUUACCAUAACGAAGUGUUUGAAUGCUUAUUGACUCGACAUUUCGGUUUUCAUUUGUAAACAUUUCCGCUUGCACAUUUUGGGGUAUUGUGGUUAAGCCAUUGACAAACAAAUCUCAAUUUAAUAAAUGUUUUAUUCUGGCUGUAACAUAAAAUGUGGACAAAAUCAAAGGGUAUGAAUACUUCCUGAAGGCACUGAUAUGCAUAUUUGGGUGGGAUUUCACAAAGGAAGAUCUUUGAGUUAGCCAGGUGGGUAAACACUUAGAAAUAGAGCUUUCUUCCUACGGUUGAAGAAACGAGUCACCCAUUAAGGGGCGGCAGGUAGCCUUGUGGUUAGAGGAUUGGGCCAUGAACCCAAAAGGUUGCUGGAUCGUAUCCCUGAGCUGACAAGGUAAAAAUCUGUUGUCCUGCCCCUGGACAAGGCAGGUAACCCACUGUUCCCCAGUAGGACGUCAUUGUAAAUAAGAAUGUGUUCUUAACUGACUUGCCUAGUUAAAUUGAAAAAAGUUCAUAUUUUUACAUGAUUUUUUUUUUUUAAAUCUUGAUUUACGGUGGUUUAUCUGAUUUAACCUCAGGGAUUCCUCUUGGUGAAACCUCACCCUGGUAGAGUUUAGCUUCGCUGUAUAAACACAAUGAAUGCGCCAGACUGAACAUAUGUAACUUACCGUAGAAGAAGAAAUCUCAUGGUGAUGAAUGUUUUGCUUUUCCUGACAUUUCAUGUCGUAGCUUACUAAGUAUAUGUGUAAUAUUCUUGACGUGAGUCUCGCCCUCCUUGUGGAGAGGGAAUAUAUUAUUUACAACUCUAAUUAGUACCUAUAAAGCACUGAUUUGGGGCUAGAUUCAAUCCCAUUGCCCCUUUUCGGGCUAUGCACCUUUUUUAAAGGCAAUAUUUCCGUGUUCGAGGAGACCGCAUUCGUGGUAAAUGCUGCAUAUGUCGGCUCAAUUGGCGGCAGGGUAGCCUAGUGGUUAGAGCGUUGGACUAGUAACCGGAAGGUUGCGAGUUCAAACCCCCAAGCUGACAAGGUACAAAUCUGUCGUUCUGUCCCUGAACAGGCAGUUAACCCACUGUUCCCAGGCCAUCAUUGAAAAUAAGAAUUUGUUCUUAACUGACUUGCCUGGUUAAAUAAAAGUAAAAAAAAAAAAAAAAAUGUAUGUUAAUUGCGCUAUAACACAGCUCUUCCACAGUACGGAUUGAAUCUAAGGCCCAAGUACUUUGAGCUUUACAUUUUGAAUUUUUGAGCAUAAUCAAACUCGGCAACUUGAUCAAGUCUCAGAUGAUUUUCAAUGACGCGUACCUUCCUAAUUCUUUCAAAGAAACCAAUGUUUAUCAUGCAUCCGCUCCUGAAUGAAUACAACCGUUUUCCCAGAACCAAGCCGUCCCGGUCAUUGUGGAAACUGCUGCAGUAUUCUGCCGUGAUCAAAGUGCAUUUCCACCCCCUUAUGAAAGUCUUACGAGUGACACAUUCCAGCUGAAUUAAACCAAAAUCCACUUCCUUGUGUGACUGAAUUACGCACCCAUUCCUUUUUGGUGAGGUUUAAUUGGCUGGUGUAGUUUGCCUCUUGAAGAGAGAACUCUCUUCCGCUUGCUCACUAGGGCCAGCUUUCAAAAGCUUAUGCAUAUGUAACUGAUCUGCAAAUGAUGGUAACAUUUGUGGAUCUACAAGCAGUAUUGACUUUAGAGCCUAUCUCAUGUUUGUCACAGUAUUCGGGACAGCUUUUUGGCCCAUGUAUGUGACCUUUACAAUGCAGUACUACAAUGUAUUUUUCUGUAUCUUUCAGUAUGUUUCUGAUUUGUCCGACGCACAUUUCUCUUUCAGUUUGAAUUCAAUGGGAACCGCUUUCUGAAUGCAUUUCAUUUGUUGCAUCCAGCUCUGAUUGUACAUAUGUCGGGGGAAUUUAAUCCCUACACACACACACACACACACAACACUAUGCUGCCAUUUAACUACAUAUGGACGCGGCACAAACUCUCCUGUUUAUGUGACACAUUCAAAAUGAUUGUAAAAUCCUGAAUUUAAAUUUGUAAAUAAAAUGUCAUGUCCGUAUGGACAUUUGUACAUGA
This is a messenger RNA of Oncorhynchus masou masou (cherry salmon), 5075 nucleotides long. Its product is annotated as WD repeat domain phosphoinositide-interacting protein 3. Gene Ontology annotation, biological process: nucleophagy; autophagy of mitochondrion; protein localization to phagophore assembly site. Gene Ontology annotation, molecular function: protein binding; phosphatidylinositol-3-phosphate binding; phosphatidylinositol-3,5-bisphosphate binding. The record is from RefSeq and is a predicted model, not a curated record. Gene Ontology annotation, cellular component: phagophore assembly site membrane; cytosol; extrinsic component of membrane. NCBI's taxonomy places the organism in Eukaryota, Metazoa, Chordata, Actinopteri, Salmoniformes, Salmonidae. The transcript has 10 exons. The coding region runs from base 121 to 1155 and encodes 344 amino acids.